Messenger RNA from Micropterus dolomieu (smallmouth bass), 2128 nucleotides. RefSeq names its product globoside alpha-1,3-N-acetylgalactosaminyltransferase 1-like. Gene Ontology annotation, biological process: carbohydrate metabolic process. The transcript has 4 exons. The record is from RefSeq and is a predicted model, not a curated record. The coding region runs from base 393 to 1448 and encodes 351 amino acids. NCBI's taxonomy places the organism in Eukaryota, Metazoa, Chordata, Actinopteri, Centrarchiformes, Centrarchidae. Gene Ontology annotation, cellular component: Golgi apparatus; vesicle; membrane. Gene Ontology annotation, molecular function: hexosyltransferase activity.
GCACUUACACAACCGUCACUGGGUGAACUGACUAAAAAGCCGUCACUGGAUCCUGGCUCCUCCCAUUUGCCCAAAUUCCACACACAUCUGGUUGCUUUGGUUGUUCUCCGAAACUAAAUACUGCAAAAGCCUGAGGGGUGAAGUGAGGGGGAAUAGAAGAAGAUAUGUGAAGAAAAGGGGAGUGGAAAACAUUAUAAAAGCAAAGAGAAGAGAGAUACAGAGGGGGCAAUGUAAGAAAAUAAUCACUGGCAGACUACAGUGAGUUAAACUGCACAUUUCCAGGAAGAGACAGAGUGAGCAGAAGAGAAAGAGAGCGAGAAGCUGAGAUUUUCUAGGCAAAAAUAGUGGCCUCAGACAAAGGUUUGUGUGUUUAUCCAUCAGCAGGUCACAGUAUGGCGCUGUUCCAGCUUUGCAAGACGCCCACAGGACCAGUCAGAGUGACAAGAGUACAGCUGGUCCUGUACUGUUUUCUCCUGUCUCUUAUCAUAUACUUCCUCCAUGGACAUAAAGCUGCUGUCAGUGUGGAGUCACCUCAUCCUAUAGUUCAUGCCUUGGGGAUGGACAGGGGAAGAGGAAUGGCAGGCAUGAAGUUUGUCAAGGUAGCAGCACCACAAACUCCUCUGGAGACACCAUGGGGUGGUCCUUUAGUGUGGGGUGACACCCAUAACUCAGAUAUGCGUAGGGCUAAAUUUGCACAACGGGAAAUCCAUACAGGUCUGCUGGCCCUUAUGGUUGGAACUUAUGCCCGAUUCGUCAAACGUUUCAUCUCUUCAGCUGAAACCCACUUUCUCCCUGGUCAGAGGGUCACAUACUACAUUCUCACAGACAAUCCCCGUCCUCUGGAUCCCCCCAUCAAGUUGGGUCCCGAUCGAAAGCUGAAGGUGGUUCCUGUUGCAGAGCUGCCUGGGUGGGACAGGCUAACCCGUCGCCGGAUGGCCCUGCUUGCUGAUGCCAUCAGAAACCGAAUUGGCAACGAGGUUGAAUACAUCUUCUGCGCUGACAUCGAUCAGGAGUUUAUCGCCCCUGUGGGAGAGGAAAUCCUAGGAGACCUGGUGGCCACAUUGCACCCAGAGCUCUAUGGGAUGCCACGAAAUGCAUUUCCUUACGAAGUUGAAGAAGUCUCAUCAGCUUGUGUGGAGCAGGAUGAAGGAGACUACUACUACACUUCUGAGUUGUAUGGAGGGUUGGUUUCUGAGAUGUACAGACUUGCUCGAGCCUGUUCUUUGCUCAUUCUGCAGGACCAGGCUAAUGGGGUAAUGGCCAGGGGUCUCGAGGAGAGCUACCUGAACCGCUACCUGAUCGACCACAGGCCGACCUGUAUACUGUCACCAGAAUAUAGCUGGUGGGACUCACCCCUGGCUGCUGAUGUGCCUGUACAGAGGCUAGUCUCCUUGGGAAGACAAUGUGAAGCUUACAAUAAGCAGGAGAGAAAGGUGCACAGAUGUUGAAUCAAUUUAAAAAGAAGGACGGGAGAGUUCUGAUGGCCAAACCCAAUAAAGUGCGGACGUAGAUCUCCCUCCUACUACUGUUUUUAGUGUUUACAUUUGAAGAAGAUCUCUGCUUGAAUAUUAGCAUAGAGUGUUAUGACAGGACAGGAGAGGAAGGGAAAAGACGAAGAGAAAACACAUUCCAAUCAUCUUUAUUCAAUUCAUAAUUUCCAUUUUCUGGCCAGUGAAUGUAGCCUUUAAUCACACAGAAGCAAACUACACAAUCUGCUGUCAAUUAAAGACCCAUUUGUGUGAAUAGCAUCUCUGCGUGCCUGCUAUCUCUUCCACAACAGACAAAAAAGAAAUUGACCUGUCUCUUUAUACAAAGCACUGUUCCCUCCAUUAAUGUCAGCUUGCUCCAGUGGCUUUGUGGUCAGCAGCGAUAAGAGUCAACAGUGUAAGUGCACACUUUCCCCGCAGUGGCCAAUCAUUAACUGGAAAAGCUGCUGUUUCAAGGUCUUUCAAUACCAGGUGGAGGGAGGGAAAAUGGAUAUGGGAUGCUAUUUCCCCAGGUUACAUGUGCAUAGAAGCAACCAUGUGAAACUUAGCAAAAGCUAUAAUCAUUUUCAAAUCGAUGAAACUGGUUUCGGUGUAUUAAAGCAAUCAUUAAAAACUUUUAUGGGCUGGAGUAAAACUCAAAA